Molecule: messenger RNA, 3731 nt
Organism: Lemur catta (Ring-tailed lemur)
Lineage: Eukaryota; Metazoa; Chordata; Mammalia; Primates; Lemuridae
Gene: NEMF
Product: nuclear export mediator factor
Exons: 32
Coding region: 285-3593 (1102 amino acids)
Biological process (GO): ribosome-associated ubiquitin-dependent protein catabolic process; rescue of stalled cytosolic ribosome
Cellular component (GO): RQC complex
Molecular function (GO): ribosomal large subunit binding; tRNA binding
Source: RefSeq, a predicted model, not a curated record
GGUGCAAGGUGUCCAGACUAGUCCACAAGUUUUAAGGAAGGAGUUCAGUUUCAGGAGAAUAGUUUGGAUCGAUUUCAAAUUGUUUUGGUACAAUGAAAAGUGAGUCCACGGCAAUUUGACAACUUAAUUCUUUAGGGAAGGAACGCAAGUUACGUUCGCUUCAAGGAAUAUUGGGUCCUCGGUGCUGCCGUAGAUCUCCGCCAAGUGCGCCUGCGCGGAAGAGUAGCGGCGUCGGGUCAGGCAGGCAGUGGAGGAAACUGCGGUAGCGACCCUCAAACCGCGCCAUGAAGACCCGCUUUAGCACCAUCGAUCUGCGCGCCGUGCUCGCAGAGCUGAAUGCUAGCUUGCUAGGAAUGAGAGUAAACAAUGUUUAUGAUGUGGAUAAUAAGACGUAUCUUAUUCGUCUUCAAAAACCAGAUUUUAAAGCUACCCUUUUACUUGAAUCUGGCAUACGAAUUCAUACUACAGAAUUUGAGUGGCCUAAGAAUAUGAUGCCAUCUAGUUUUGCCAUGAAGUGCCGAAAACAUUUGAAGAGUCGGAGAUUAGUCAGUGCAAAACAGCUUGGUGUGGAUAGAAUUGUAGAUUUUCAAUUUGGAAGUGAUGAAGCCGCUUAUCAUUUAAUCAUUGAGCUCUAUGAUAGGGGGAACAUUGUUCUUACAGAUUAUGAGUACCUAAUUUUAAAUAUCCUAAGGUUUCGAACUGAUGAGGCAGAUGAUGUUAAAUUUGCUGUUCGUGAACACUAUCCAAUUGAUCAUGCUAGAACAGCUGAACCUCUGCUUACUUUGGAAAGAUUGACUGAAAUAAUAGCCAAUGCAUCUAAGGGCGAACUGCUGAAGAGAGUUCUUAACCCAUUACUUCCCUAUGGACCAGCUCUCAUUGAACACUGCCUUAUAGAAAAUGGAUUCUCUGGUAAUGUCAAAGUGGAUGAAAAACUUGAAAGUAAAGAUAUUGAAAAAGUACUUGUUUGUCUGCAGAAAGCAGAAGACUAUAUGAAAACAACAUCCAACUUCAGUGGGAAGGGAUACAUCAUUCAGAAAAGAGAAGUAAAACCAAGCCUGGAAAUAGAUAAACCAGUUGAAGACAUACUCACGUAUGAGGAAUUUCAUCCUUUCUUGUUUUCUCAACAUUCACAAUGUCCAUAUAUAGAGUUUGAAUCAUUUGACAAGGCCGUGGAUGAAUUUUAUUCCAAGAUAGAAGGACAGAAAAUUGAUUUAAAAGCUUUACAACAGGAAAAACAAGCAUUGAAGAAAUUAGAUAAUGUCCGAAAGGAUCAUGAAAACAGAUUAGAAGCUCUUCAACAGGCUCAGGAAAUAGACAAAUUGAAAGGAGAACUCAUAGAAAUGAACCUACAAAUAGUUGACAGAGCCAUUCAGGUAGUUCGAAGUGCUUUAGCCAACCAGAUAGACUGGACAGAAAUUGGGUUAAUUGUGAAAGAAGCCCAAGCCCAAGGAGACCCUGUUGCAAGCGCAAUCAAAGAAUUAAAACUACAAACGAAUCAUGUUACGAUGAUGCUAAGAAAUCCAUACUUGUUAUCAGAGGAGGAAGAUGACGAUGUUGAUGGUGGCGUCAAUGUUGAGAAAAACGAAACCGAACCAUCAAAAGGGAAAAAGAAAAAGCAAAAGAAUAAACAGCUGCAGAAGCCUCAGAAAAAUAAACCGUUACUUGUUGAUGUUGAUCUCAGCUUGUCAGCAUAUGCCAAUGCUAAAAAGUAUUAUGAUCACAAGAGAUAUGCUGCCAAGAAAACACAAAAGACUGUUGAAGCUGCUGAGAAGGCAUUUAAAUCAGCAGAAAAGAAAACAAAGCAAACAUUAAAAGAAGUUCAAACUGUUACCUCUAUUCAAAAAGCAAGAAAAGUAUAUUGGUUUGAGAAAUUUCUGUGGUUCAUUAGUUCAGAGAACUAUCUAAUUAUAGGUGGACGAGAUCAGCAACAGAAUGAAAUAAUUGUGAAGAGAUAUUUGACACCAGGAGAUAUCUAUGUACAUGCUGAUCUUCAUGGAGCUACUAGCUGUGUAAUUAAGAAUCCAACAGGUGAACCCAUCCCUCCCCGGACCUUGACUGAAGCUGGCACAAUGGCACUUUGUUACAGUGCUGCUUGGGAUGCACGAGUAAUCACUAGUGCUUGGUGGGUGUACCAUCAUCAGGUGUCUAAAACAGCACCAACUGGAGAAUAUUUGACAACAGGAAGCUUCAUGAUAAGAGGAAAAAAGAAUUUUCUUCCUCCCUCAUAUCUAAUGAUGGGGUUUAGCUUCCUCUUUAAGGUAGAUGAGUCUUGUGUUUGGAGACAUCGGGGUGAACGAAAAGUCAGAGUGCAGGAUGAAGACAUGGAGACACUGGCAAGUUGCACAAGUGAACUCAUAUCAGAAGAAAUGGAACAACUAGACGGAGGUGACACUAGCAGUGACGAAGAUAAAGAGGAAUUACAUGAAACUCCUGUAGAAGUGGAACUCGUGACCCAGGUCCAAGAGGAUAUUACUGUUCAGAGUGGUGGCGAGGAACUAAUUCAGGAAGAAAGCUCUGAAGAUGAAGGAGUAUCUGAAGAGGUUAUGAAAGAUCAGGAUCCUGUUGGUGAAAUGAAGGAUGAAGGGGAAGAGACAUUAAAUUAUCCUGAUACUACCAUUGAUUUGUCCCACCUUCAAUCCCAAAGGUCCCUCCAGAAAUUGGCUUCAAAAGAGGAAUCUUCUAAUUCAAGUGACAGUAAAUCACAGAGUCGGAGACAUUUGUCAGCCAAGGAAAGAAGGGAAAUGAAGAAGAAAAAACUUCCAAGUGACUCAGGGGAUUUAGAAGUGAUAGAGGGAAAAGACAAAGACAAAGAAAGUACUGUACACAUUGAAACCCAUCAGAACACAAGCAAAAAUGUUCCAGCUGUGCAGCCAAUGAAGCGAGGACAAAAGAGUAAAAUGAAAAAAAUGAAGGAAAAAUACAAAGACCAGGAUGAAGAAGAGCGUGAACUUAUCAUGAAAUUGCUGGGGUCUGCAGGUUCAAACAAAGAAGAAAAAGGAAAGAAGGGGAAGAAAGGAAAAACAAAGGAUGAACCUGUGAAGAAACAGCCCCAGAAACCCAGAGGUGGGCAAAGGGUUUCUGACAGCAUUAAGAAAGAAACUCCAUCUCUUGAGGUUAUAACCCAUGAAUUACAAGAUUUAGCUGUAGAUGAUACACAUGAUGACAAGGAAGAACAAGAUCUGGAUCAACAGGGAAAUGAGGAAAAUCUGUUUGAUUCUUUGACAGGACAGCCACAUGCUGAAGAUAUACUACUGUUUGCUAUUCCAAUAUGUGCUCCUUACACCACCAUGACAAACUAUAAAUACAAAGUGAAACUUACUCCUGGAGUUCAGAAAAAGGGAAAAGCUGCAAAAACGGCCUUGAAUAGUUUCAUGCAUUUCAAAGAAGCAACAGCAAGAGAAAAAGACUUAUUCCGCAGCGUAAAGGUAACGUUUUCCUUCAGAAAAGGAAAGUGGAGAUUAGUUGUACAAUUAAAAAUGUUAGCAGUUAUUUUCUAUUGUUUUGGUAAAAAAUGCUGUCUUACUGAAAGCAGUAAAAGUAUUUCAGCUAAAAAUCUUGGAAAUGCCUUUCUUUUGACAGCAGAGGAUACAUAAUUGUCAUAAACAUGAUUGACCAUAUAGAAUGUGAAGAUAUUCAGCAAUUUUCUUUUUUUAGGACACAGAUUUAUCAAGAAACAUUCCUGGCAAAGUGAAAGUGUCUGCACCCAAUCUUCUGAAUGUAAAAAGGAAAUA